Molecule: messenger RNA, 933 nt
Organism: Microdochium trichocladiopsis
Lineage: Eukaryota; Fungi; Ascomycota; Sordariomycetes; Xylariales; Microdochiaceae
Product: RTA1 like protein-domain-containing protein
Exons: 3
Coding region: 1-933 (310 amino acids)
Cellular component (GO): fungal-type vacuole; plasma membrane
Source: RefSeq, a predicted model, not a curated record
AUGACGGCUCUGUACAACCUGCCCGGCAGCGCUUUCUUCCUCGUCGUAUACGCUGCCGCAGCGCUUCCUCAACUCUAUUUCGGUAUUCGUUACAAGACGUGGGGAUUCCUCGUUGCCAUGGUCUCGGGCCUCGUGCUGGAAAUAAUCGCCUAUGUGGCCAGAGUCAGACUACACGAUGGUCAAGACGUGUACCGACAGUACAUCGUGACCAUCACCAUCGGGCCUGCCUUCUUCAGCGCCGCCCUGUACCUCAGCCUUGCGCGCAUCAUCCCUGUCUUCGGCGCCUCCAACUCUCGUCUCCAGCCGCGCACCUACACCAUCGUGUUCAUCUUGUGUGACUGUGUCGCUCUGGCACUGCAGGCUGCCGGUGGCGGUCUCGUAGCCGGCAGUGAUCCGCUGGACCAGGACACGUUUGACGCUGGGCUUGGAGUCCUGCGCGCUGGUCUAGCCUUUCACGUCACCGGUAUGCUUGCGUUCGUCCUCCUGGCGUCUGACUACGCCUGGUCAGUAUGGAAGAACCAAAGUAUCACGUCCAAGGAUGUCAGCCGUGAUUAUCUACAAUUACGCUGCACGAAAAGAUUUCGUGUCUUCCUCGUCGUUCUCGCUACAUCAACUCUUUGCAUAUUCAUCCGUACCUGCUACCGUCUCGCGGAGCUCAGCAUGGGACUGGACAGUGAUCUUGCUAAUGACGAAGUUGCCUUUCUGGUUUUGGAGGGAGCCAUGGUCGCUAUUGCCGUCGUCGCUCUUAGCAUCUUCCAUCCUGGUGUUUCCUUUCAAGGUCUAUGGGCCAGGGCGGAUUUCCGGCUGACAAACAGAAGACUGCAGCGGGUGGACAGCGACAAGGUCAUUAGCGGCGAUAUUCAACAGGUACCAAAUCAGACCCGUGAACACAAUGAAGUCCCGUUUCUUAGAUCAAGUUUAGAAUUCCGAUAA